GCUCCUAUUGGACAAACACGCGGAAGUGACGGACUCACUUCUUGCUAACAACAGCUAGCAGCCUGUGUUUCUCCGGUGUUUCUCCGGUGAACUCUCCGGUGACGGCUCCACGUCAUGGCUCUACCGGCUCAGCUCCGGGCCAUCCAGCACCACCUCCGCACCGCGCAGGAGCACGAGGACCGGGACCCGGUGGUGGCGUAUUACUGUCGACUCUAUGCUAUGCAGUCGGGCAUGAAGCUGGACAGUAAAACACCAGAGUGCCGAAAGUUCCUGAUCAAACUCAUGGACCAGCUGGAGUCGAUGAAGAAGGAGAUGAGUGACCAUGACUCCAUCACUCAGGAGGUUGUUGGCAACGCCCACAUCGAAAACUACGCCUUAAAGAUGUUCAUCUAUGCCGACAACGAGGACCGGGGGGGUCGAUUCCACAAGAACAUGAUCAAGUCUUUCUACACAUCCAGUCUGCUGCUGGACGUCCUGUCUGUGUUCGGGGAGAUGUCAGAGGAGAACAUCCAGCACAGGAAGUACGCCCGCUGGAAGGCUACCUACAUCCACAACUGUCUGAAGAGUGGGGAGACGCCUCUGUCAGGGCCCAUCGCCAUGGAGGGGGACGGGGAAGCAGACGAGUUUGGAGCUGCAGGUUUCUCCGGCCCCUCCCAGGGCGGAUCCUUCAGGGGAGCUCCUCCUUCUCAGUCCUAUGACGACCAGGACCAGAGUUUGGAUCAAGGUCCGGCCCCUGGGAUCGGAUUUACUCCGGGUCCAGGACAGGGACCAUCGGCACCAUCGGGUCCUCCCAACAUCAACUACAACAACAUCCACAUCCCACCAGGGGCCCACGCACCGGCCAACACUCCAGCCGAGCUGCCUCCGCCUGCAGAAGGAGUGAAACCAGUGCCUUUGCCUCGCUCGGUGCCCGUUGUCGACCCCACACUGCUCAACGCCCAACAGCAGGGCGGUGUCCAGCUCACCCCCGAGGACUUCACCAAGGCCCAGAAGCUCUGUAAGUACGCAGGCAGCGCCCUGCAGUACGAGGACGUGGGCACGGCGAUCCAGAACCUCCAGAAAGCUCUGAAACUUCUCAUGACCGGCAAAGAAUGAAGCCUUUGUCCUUCUCCAAUCUGAUCCCUCCAUCAUCCAGCCUCCUCCAUCCCCCUCUUUUCUCUAGAGCAGCGCCGCUGAUGUGGCCCACAGCGACACACACACACACACACACACACACACACACACACACACACACACACACACACACACACACACACACACACACACACACACACAAUGAGGCUGUCCUGUUCAGUUUGCUGUCAGAGGAGGACAUGAUGGAAAUCAGUCUGCAACAAUGGCUGCCUGUGUCUGACGCUGCGUCGCACUGACUGACUCGCUCUCUGACUCACUGACUCACUGACUCUGACUCCUUGAUUGAAGCCUGCAGUGACUCUCUGACUCACUGACUUUCUUACCCACUAACUCUCUGACUCUCUGACUUUCUUACCCUCUGACUCACUGACUCUCUUACCCUCU
Molecule: messenger RNA, 1518 nt
Organism: Hippoglossus stenolepis (Pacific halibut)
Lineage: Eukaryota; Metazoa; Chordata; Actinopteri; Pleuronectiformes; Pleuronectidae
Gene: vta1
Product: vesicle (multivesicular body) trafficking 1
Exons: 8
Coding region: 115-1095 (326 amino acids)
Biological process (GO): late endosome to vacuole transport via multivesicular body sorting pathway
Cellular component (GO): multivesicular body
Source: RefSeq, a predicted model, not a curated record